Molecule: messenger RNA, 1346 nt
Organism: Danaus plexippus (monarch butterfly)
Lineage: Eukaryota; Metazoa; Arthropoda; Insecta; Lepidoptera; Nymphalidae
Exons: 1
Coding region: 141-1028 (295 amino acids)
Source: RefSeq, a predicted model, not a curated record
AAGUUUGCUAAACGUAAACAACUCUUUGUUGUCAACAAUGACAUUCGAUCAGUAAGACAAAUAUUUUCCUACUUAAAUAAUCACUAAUUUCCUGUUUGUUUUAUUUUUCAUAAACCUGUGUGCAACUUCAAAUCAUAGUUAUGAGUGUAUCAGACCAAAGUCCAUCAUUUAAUUCCUCCCAGUCGAUUACCUACGACAACAAUAUGGAAACGAGUAAUACACGACUGUACAUUAAGGAAAUGCUGAAGUCUAAGAUAUUUUUGGGGCGCUAUCUUGAAAGACGGCUUAUUGACGAAAGCAUCGGCUACCGAGAUGUUGUUCUUGUGAGUGCAGCUGAGGUAGAAUUAAAAAGACAACUGCUAGAGGUCAGACAAAUGCUUCUAUCCGCAUAUCCAAGCAAUCAUUGGAUCGGCAUUGCUGAAUCUGAAACCUUAGGAUAUCCUUCCGGUGUGUGUCUAUUAACAGAAAUAGAUAACGAGCCACUUGGACCUUUUUGGUUUCAAAUUAGAAAUAUAAAAUUUCGGGUUUCAGAAAUUAUUGUUACUCUAAUCUGUCUUAGGCACAUCACAGAUAGCUAUUUAGAAAUUGAACCAAUAUUAACAGGAGGACAUGAAAAACCACUAUCGAAAAUAUUAAAUACACCUACUGCUAUUAGUGAAUCUAAUCUGAACGAAACCUUUAGUGAAGUAAUAAUUAAUGUUAAAAAUGCCUUUACUUUGACUAAUGUGAAAGAAUUGCUAGCAUUUAUCUUUGCUCUCAUUGUUGCUACAUUUACUGGGGGUACUGCAUUUAUUAAUUUUCUUGGUAACUUUAUAUUAGCAUUUAUUAGAGAAACAUCUAUAUUGAUCAAGAAUUCAACCCCCAUGUUUCUAGGCUUCUUAGAUUUUCUAAGCAAAAUUGUUGGUGGUUUCUAUAUUCUUGUGGCUAUGUUUUUCAAGCCCAAUAAUCCAAAACCACUUAAAAGUAGAAGGAGCAUCGCUUAUUAUAAUUCACAACCACAAAACUGUGACUACAGAGAUACUUUUUAAUUAUAAGAUUUUGAUCUCAUUUUUAUGUAAUUGCAUUUGCAAAACCCGCUAUUUAUAUUAAUCAUUAUUAACCGAUUUUAUAUUCUCACAGAACAAAUACAUACCCAUUUUAAUUAUAUUAUUGUAAACAAAGGGAAAAUAAAUUAUUUUAUAUUAUUUGGGAUGUGUAAAGUUUUGGAAUAUGUUGAAUAUUUAUUGUUGUUACUUAAAUGGUAAGGUUUUUUAAUAUUUAUAAAUGAUAAGUGUUUAAUGAUCUUCAAACACUCAUGUUAUUUUAAGAUUUAUUUAAUACCAUAAAUAAAUAACCUGUUGUUAAAA